Pipra filicauda (Wire-tailed manakin) is the source of this 731-nucleotide messenger RNA. Its product is annotated as serine/threonine-protein kinase BRSK2-like. NCBI's taxonomy places the organism in Eukaryota, Metazoa, Chordata, Aves, Passeriformes, Pipridae. The transcript is spliced from 4 exons. The annotation marks the transcript as partial. Gene Ontology annotation, molecular function: protein serine/threonine kinase activity; ATP binding; tau-protein kinase activity. Gene Ontology annotation, biological process: protein phosphorylation; intracellular signal transduction; microtubule cytoskeleton organization. Gene Ontology annotation, cellular component: cytoplasm. The record is from RefSeq and is a predicted model, not a curated record.
UCCCAGAGAGAACAAGGCGUGCGGAGCUCCGAUCACCAGCAUCAUGCUCCUUGGGCUUGGAUCGUAGAUCCCCCUCUUUGAACAUUAAAAUAACUCUUUCGUCUUUCAGCGUCCCAAGCAGACCCAGAGAGAGAACACGCACGUGAGAGAGGAAAGAAAGAGGAGGAAGACGAAAAUCUGCAACCAAGGGGACUAAAGCAGAGAAAAAGAGUGCUUUGCUUGCACAGCUGCAAAGUGGGAAUUUAAAGAGCUGCAGAGAGAGAAAUUCCAGCUCAUCAGCACAUACACAUUGCAGAAUUACAGAUCCAGGUAGAAAUGACAUCAACAGGGAAAGAAGGCAGCGGAGCUCAACAUGCACAAUAUGUUGGACCCUAUCGUUUGGAGAAAACCCUAGGAAAAGGACAAACAGGGCUUGUGAAGUUGGGCGUUCACUGUGUCACGUGUCAGAAGGUCGCGAUAAAAAUUGUCAACAGAGAGAAGCUCAGUGAGUCGGUGCUAAUGAAGGUGGAGCGGGAAAUAGCCAUCCUGAAGUUGAUAGAACAUCCCCACGUUUUAAAGCUGCAUGAUGUUUACGAAAAUAAAAAAUAUUUGUAUUUGGUGCUAGAACAUGUGUCAGGUGGGGAGCUCUUCGACUAUCUCGUAAAAAAGGGAAGACUGACACCAAAAGAAGCCAGGAAGUUCUUCCGACAAAUCAUCUCUGCUUUAGACUUCUGCCAUAGUCAUUCAAUAUG